This is a messenger RNA of Fopius arisanus, 1603 nucleotides long. RefSeq names its product selenoprotein T (gene SelT). The transcript is spliced from 4 exons. Gene Ontology annotation, cellular component: endoplasmic reticulum membrane. Gene Ontology annotation, biological process: cell redox homeostasis. The record is from RefSeq and is a predicted model, not a curated record. Gene Ontology annotation, molecular function: thioredoxin-disulfide reductase (NADPH) activity. Lineage: Eukaryota; Metazoa; Arthropoda; Insecta; Hymenoptera; Braconidae. The coding region runs from base 143 to 742 and encodes 199 amino acids.
UCCCUGACGAUAUGACCAUUGGAUUUGGAUUCUCCAUAAAGAUCAUCUAGUCAUCGUCAAAAAUCUCUCGAGAUCCGGUUGAAUGUGCGACUGAGUGAUUGACAAGUGCCAGGAGUUUUUUUUUUUCCAUUUUUUUGGGAUCAUGGGGUCCUUGAGGGUGAGUCUGGGGAUUUUGUUGAUCAUCUGCUUCAUCGGUGGAAAAAUCGUCGUUGGAGAUGAUGAGGAGAUCUCUCUGACGAAAUUCGGAUCCAAAACUGGACCCACUAUUAAAUUCUUCUAUUGUUAUUCCUGUGGUUACAAGAGAGUUUUUGAUGAAUACGCCAGUAUUUUGAGACAGAAAUAUCCAGAGCUACAAAUUUAUGGAGAGAAUUACGAUCCUCCGGGCUACAACAUGUUGCUCGCUAAAUUUCUGGGGACUGCAAAAAUCCUAAUUAUUCUGCUCAUUAUAUCCGGGAUAAAUCUGGCUCAAUGGCUGGGGCAGCAGCAGCAGCCAUUCUGGUGGGAAUGGUGUCUCAACAAUAAAUUUUACGCGUGUAUCAUGAUAUUUUUUAUUUGUAACGCCAUCGAGGGGCAAUUGAUAUCCUCUGGAGCAUUUGAAAUUCAUUUCAAUGAUGUUCCAGUUUGGUCUAAAUUAGAGACAGGAAGAGUCCCUCAGCUACCAGAAUUAUUCCAAAUAAUUGAUAAUCACAUUCAAAUGCUCUUCCCAGAUCGGGAGUCCCUGGAGAUGUCGUUCACCAAAUAAUAAUGCUGGAGUGAUUUUUUAAAAUGAAUCUAUCGAAAUAAACGUUUUUAUUACGAAUGAUUGAUUGGAUCAAUCAAGCGGGAUGCAUCCACAUUAAAGUGCAUUAGUUGUCUUUUCACUUGAGACAAGAAUCGUCUCGACAUCGAGAGUCGCGUGAUUGCUUUGCAGUUUUUUUUUUAAUUUUUCAAAGGUAAAAUGGAGAUGAAUACGUGCAUUGUCGUGUUAUGUAUAUAUUGUUUGUGCAGCUCGGGUGGUAUUACCAAACGGUGUAAAUAUGAACUGAAACGUGUCAAGUACUUCAUGUUUAUCAAUUUAUGGCUCGACUUUCAGUGGUGAACUGCAUUCAAGGGCAUUAUCUCGAGAACGAAGGGAUUUAAGGAGAAAAGUCACAAGUAAUUUACUGUAGAGAAUUCAAUUUUCCACAAAAAAGUUCCUGUAACCUUUUUCAAAAAAUUAACCGUUAAUGAGAUAAAAGCAAUAAUGAUAAUUUCAUGUUUGUUGGAAUCAAUUCUGUUUUAUUACUAUUAUUGUUUAAUUAUCUCAUUAAUGAAGGGUUUGAUGGGAAAGGCUAGAGGAAACUUUUUGUGGAGGAUCAAGUUCUCGACAAAAAAGGUCUCUGACAUUUUGUCGUAAGUCCACUCGUUGACGAGAUAAACAAAUAAACUCACGUGUCACUUUUUUAAUUGAUUAAUCACAAACGAGUGUUAAAAUUCCCUGCCAUAACAGAAUCCGAGAUUUUUAGUUUGUAAUUUUGAUAAGGUGUGGGUGAAUCGAAUCAAUUAUUUAGUUAUUAAUUAAAUGUCUUUGAAAUCUGUAAAACAGAACAUCACAAAGAAUAAAUUAAAUAAAUCUAUGAAUUAA